Petromyzon marinus (sea lamprey) is the source of this 4432-nucleotide messenger RNA. RefSeq names its product methyltransferase 13, eEF1A N-terminus and K55 (gene METTL13). The record is from RefSeq and is a predicted model, not a curated record. NCBI's taxonomy places the organism in Eukaryota, Metazoa, Chordata, Hyperoartia, Petromyzontiformes, Petromyzontidae.
UACUGAAAUACACCCGUCCUUGGACGUGCAAAAGACGAGUAAAUAAAUAUUCUCAAUGCUUCUGUCAUGAGCUAUCCAUCAUCCAUCACCUCUCAGUGCCACGUGCUUCCGCCCACGUGGUUCCGCUACUUCGCGUACAUGCCGGCUUUGCUGUUGCUGGUGGUGGUUGUAGUUGGUUGUGGUGGUUUGGGUGGUCGUGGUAAGGACGUGAGCAGGGAACAGUCGCCCCGGGUUUGCCGUCGCGACUGAAGGCGACUGCCGUCUACCGCGGUCUCGCACAACUUUGCACAGCGCUCAGAAGCGCUGCGACUCGAGACCAGGGCCUUGCUCGGGCGGGCUCCCUCUCCCUACCCCCGCUGCUUGCCUGAAUUCCCCGCCGGCCGUGAGUCGGCGCGCUACCCGCCCGGCGCCCCCCCCCCCACCAACCAUGGAGCUGCUGCCGCGGAGCCACCGCGACUUCAGCAGCGCGCGCUACUGGGAGAGGUUCUUUGAACGGCGCGGCGACGACGCCUUCGAGUGGUACGGCUCCUACGAGGAGCUGGCGGGGCUGCUGCGGCGCUACGUGAAGCCCAGCGACCAGGUGCUGGUGGUUGGCUGCGGGAACUCGGAGCUGAGCGAGCGAGUGCAUGACGCCGGCUUGGCCAAGAGUGUGGUGAGCGUGGACGUGAGUGAGACGGCCGUCAGGGUGAUGCGCGAGCGGCGACCCGACCUCGACUUCCGAGUCAUGGACGUCACCGCCAUGGACUUUGACGACGGCUCCUUCCAGGUGGUGCUGGACAAGGGCACCCUGGACGCACUAAUGCCAGACUCAUCUCCUCCCACGCUCCUCACCGUGACGCGCAUGUUCUCUGAGAUCUCCCGCGUGUUACAGUUCGGAGGGCGGUACCUGUGCGUGUCGCUGGCCCAGGAGCACAUCCUGCACAUGCUGGUAGAGCACUUCAGCACCGUCGAGGGCUGGCCGGUACGCGUGCACGUGCUGCCACAGGCCCCCACCAGCCCUGCUGGCUCCACCGAGCACACCGGGCCCAACAUGCCGGUCUUUUUCGUGGUGCUUACACGCUUCCACAGGCUGCCCGGUCCAGCACAGCCACCCAUCUUGGAGCUCUGUCUGGACAGCCAAGGUGGUGGCAAGCCCACACGGCUGGAGAGCUCGAAGUGGCUGCUAAGUGCUGUGCAGGACCACCAGCUCUUGGCCAUUGUGAGAAGUCGGCUGCAGCGCCCGGAUGGUGCUGGGGAGGACUGCUCACUCGACCUCCUGGCCCCUGGGGCAAGCUCCCCACGUUAUUCGCUCCACGUGGUGGACCGCCGGCCCUCACCGCCCGGGAAAGCCUUCGCCAUCUUCAUUGUGCCCCAGGGCCGUGAGAGCGAGUGGCUGUUCGGCUCCCGUGAGGGCCGACGGCAGCUCGCGGCGUCGGCGGGGUUUGGCCGGCUGGUGGUGGCCACGCUGCACCGGGGCCAGGACUACGCGGGCGGCAUGGAGGCGGUGCAGGCCGAGCUUUCGGGCCCUGUCAUGCAGCUGGCGCCGCCGGGCCUUUCCUCCCGUCGCCAGCAGGUGCCAUUCCUGUCAGCCGGGGGCCCCGGGGCAGGGCUGGGUGAACGCGCGGUACGGCUGCAGGCGGCCGGGAUGGUGGUUGAGGACGUGACGGCCGAAGACGCGCGCCGCUACCGCCGCCUCCUCUUUCUCUCCAACCCCAACCUCAUCCAGUCCGAGGCCAGGCUCAUACCCAGCACUGCCUUGGCGACAAAGAAGAAGAACAAAAAGAAGAGUCCGGGACGGCGAGCAGAGCCGGGGGGAGCCGCAGCAGUGCGCACCGCGGACGGCGCGGAGAUCGACGCCGCCUUCCUCUCCUGCGAUCACCACCAGGCCAUGGUGGGCGGCCUCGCCCUACUGCGCUUCGAGCCAGCCGCCGCGUUCCGUGUGCUGCUGGUUGGCCUUGGCGGCGGCUCCCUGCCGCUCUUCUUGCACCGCCUCUUCCCGGCCUGCUCCCUCGUCGUCGUGGAGAUCGACCCGGCGGUGGUUGCCGUGGCGUCCGAGUGGUUCGGUUUCUGUGGCGACGAGCGCGCCCACGUGGUGGUCGGGGAUGGCGUUGCUCACAUCCGGGCCAUGGCCGCUCGCGGCGAGCCGGCACUGGACGCGGUGCUGUUUGAUGUGGACAGCAAGGAGCCGGCGCUCGGCAUGAGCUGCCCCCCGGCGGCCUUCGUGGAGCCAGCGCUGCUCCGGGACGUGGGCUCCUUGAUCGGCCCGCACGGGCUCUUCAUGCUGAACCUGGUUUGCCGGGACCCGGCGCUCAAGCAGACCACGGUUUCCUCGCUCAAGGAUGCCUUCUCCUGGGUCUCCUACGUCACGAUCCCCGAAGAGGUCAACGAGGUCUAUUAUUGCCGGGGCCCGGUGACGCUGCUGGCCGCCGCACCGUCACCGAACCCCGGGACGGCCGAUGGCGUCUCGGCAAGCUCCUCUGAGGGAGAGGCAGCGAGGGAAGGGGGGGUCGCGACGAGACGCGGGGGGGCCACGGACGUACGUGAGGCUGGGCAGCUGUCGGCGGAGCUGCAGGCCUGGCUGCAGAAGCGGGCCAAGAGUCACGUGCAUGAGCUGCGUCUUGCCGAGAUGCUGGGCUCUCUGAAGCUCGCGUGACCCCCCCCUGCCGCUUGUGGACUGCUUUACUGUGGAACCUGUUGCGUGCCAUGGGCACGACCCACCCCCCUCCACCUCCUUUGAACUUGACUCUUUUUAAAGCCAACUCCUGUCUCUCCUCAAGACCCGGUGAUGAUGCCCUCCUGUGGACCAGGCCAGAUAUUCCACAUCAGCGAAUGUAAGGCAACAAAGACCCCCCCCGAAUAGCCUUAACAGACUCUUGGGGAAAUUGCUGUUAAUGAGCACCUAUAAAAGCUGGCACUGCGCAUGAUGGGGGGGGGGGGGGGGGGGGGGUGGUUAGCCAACAGCAUGCCAGACUGCUUUUGUCUCUCUUGUGGUAAUGUUUACAUACCUCACCAGGUACUCAUUUGAGGCUAAGUCGACCUAUAGGAGGGCCAGGACUAGUUCAAAUAAUUGUCACUGGCGUUGGCCGUGAGUGGGAUUGGAACUCGGGUCACAAGGUUCAUAGCGGGAAAUACACACACACAUAGGUUGUCUGCUGUUUGUUUUGUGGACAUAUACACAACUAGGAUCAUGCACCAUUCAUUCAUUCUGAAAACGUCUACCAAAAUUCAAACUGACCCAAGAUUCCAGAAUGAAGAAAAAGUUGCUGGGUGGUGUAGGGUUUAAGUCAUUUGGCCGGUGAAAGGGUUUAGAGAGUCUGGUUUGCAGCACAUUUAGUGUGGGCUCUUGGGAGGAGGGGUGUGUGUGUGUCGGCGUGUGCGCAGUACAGCGGAGUGUGUGGAUGUUUGUGCUCUCGGUGGAAGAAUGUGUGGAUGUAUGUGCACUGCACGGAGGAGUAUGUGUGGUUAUCUGCUCUGCGUGGAGGAGUGUGGAUGUGUGUUAUCUGGUUGUAGUAGUGUGUGGAUGUGUGUGCGCGUUGCACGGAGGAGUAUGUGUGGAAGUGUGUGCGGAUGGUGUGCGCUGUGUACAGGUGUGUGGAUGUGCGAGUGCGCUGCUUGCACGUCCUUGGUUGAUAUUGCAACCAACCGUUGCGUGAUCGUGUCUUUCAAGGAAAAUAUCAGCUUUGCCAAGCCGCUGAUGUUGAACAAGUGGAGACAUCUACGGCAGUACUUCAUAUGUUUCUGUUUGGCUACAGCCUAUUUCAGUGUAUGCUGUUUUGUGGCAUGUGAUGAAAUGUAGCACCAGUGUAAAUAAAUGAAACACCUCCGACCUGUGUAUUGUGUUGCCUGAAAAUGGACAAAUCUGCAGAAAAUAUGGCGUUACAAAGACUCGAGACUUUUCAGUGGGUUUGUCGAGUUUUCACAGUAGGGGGCGGCGUUGCGGUGUAAUGCAGUAUUUUUCAGCAUUGGGUUGUUUAGCCAGUUUGUUUUGCCUAUGAAAGAAAACCCAUGUAGACUCCACACAGAGACACCGGAGUCGAAAUUGAACUGCUCCUCCUCCCAUACGAAUACUACAACUGUGCCACCAUUCUGCCGCCAAAACGGUUAACUUUUAUCGAAUUGUUUUUUUUUCUGCAAAGAUCUGCAGGGCUGUUUUGACACCGUGACGUGCCUGAAUGUAGAGCUUUCGCACCGUGCGUAGCCAAUCAUGCUAAUCGAGAGGUGCGGGGCUGGACAACAAAACAGAUAAAGCAGUUCUAAAGAAAUUAGUUUUCAAUCAAGAUUUGAAAGUGCCUGAUGGUUUCACGUAGCUCUCGAAGGGUGAAUAUUUGCGGUUUGCCAACCGUCGACUAUCAGGUUCUUGCUGCUUUAUUGUCGCCUUUACUUUUCACGACUCCAUCUGUGUUUUCACUUUUCAUUUGUUCUUUUGAGAAAAUAAAUCCGUUGUGCGCGAGUU